AUGAUUCCAAGUUCAUCCCAACUAGCGAGCUCUGGCUCUCAGCCUAGACGCUACCACCAAAACGAACCUCGCACCCCGUAUGGCUCCAGAGGGCUUACUAUGCAAAGUCACCGCCCCAAGCCCAAGGGCACCACGCCCAUUCAGAUGAACUCUAGCUUGGAUUGGUCGAAUGCCAACCGUGCAUACAACAGUCCAUUUAUCCUGGUUCCCAACUCGACCGUGUUCAACGGUGUUCCGACCGUACCGUCUUUUCUUCCCAACCCUGCUUUGGGCAAAGCCGAUCAGACGGGACAAUACUCAUACCUCCCAGCUGGUGUUUGGCCUAGCCCCAUGGUUACUGGUGCGUACUCAUCAUGGCCUUAUAUGGCCAAUUACGACAUGCAGUAUGGGACAAAGCAGCCCGCAUGGAAUGUGCCUCACGACAACAAGGAAGCACAUGGAGAGGAUAACGCUCAAGUCCAGUAUUAUCCUUCGAAUGUGGCCCAUGGCAUUGAUGGCACUGCCAUGUCUAAUUACCCCUAUGGAGGCAUGGUUCCUCCACAGCUCGGCCAGAUCCCCCUGCCUCUCCAAAUGAUGAAAACCCAUAAUGGAUACGUCGUGCAAGAUCUUGAGGCCUUGACCCAACAAGACCCUGCUAUUCCACGCGCGGUGCCUGCCAUGUGGACUAACCCGUCUGACCUGACGCUUGCUAAGUGUCUGGAAAAUCGGGAGGGAAUCACGAAUGUUUACAUCCGAGGAUUCCUUCCGGAAACUACUGAUGAGGUGCUGCAUGCCUACGCAGCCCGUUUCGGAAAGAUUGAUCGCUGCAAAGCGAUCGUUGAUCUUGACACCGGUCUCUGCAAAGGAUUCGGCUUUGUGCAAUACUUCAACUUUGAGUCCUGCGAAAAUUGCAUUCGAGGUUUUUUUUACCUCGGAUACCAGGCUAGUUUCGCGCAGAAGUCGCGAAACUCCCGGUUGAAGGACCUGGAGGACAGGUCUUCUACCAACAUCUACUGCACUAAUAUCCCAAUCGAUUGGACCGAAGCGGAUCUGCGGCGUCAUUUCGAGCCGUGGCGAGUUGUGUCUGAGAAGAUUAGCCGGGAUGAAAAGACCGGUGUGAGCAAGGAAGUAGGAUUUGCACGUUUCGAGAGUCGUGAGGUUGCGGAAAAGAUCCUCACGGAGUUCCACAAUGUCACCAAGGGGGAUGGCGUGAAGCUCCUUCUGCGCUUUGCCGACACCAAGGCCCAGAAGAUUCUCAAGCAACAAAGCAACGAGCGUCGUGCUUACCGUGCCGGCGAGUAUAACUACUCCGUGGAGGUCGUGCAGGGAUCUACCCCAUCCCCGGGGGUGAGACGUAGCUCCCAUCUCACACCAAAUUCACAAGUCACCUACACCUCUCCGGCUGGUGUGGAUUCUGAUUGGACUCCGGCAACGUCGAUCUCUCCGUGCCAACCGCACAUGAAGAAUCCAUCCAGCAGUGGACGGAGUAGCUCGUUGUCCCCGCAUGGUUUCAAUGCCCUUGAGAACACCCCACCCUACCGAACGCGAGCAAUCUCGCUGGGCCGUCGUUCUUACACCGACCUCUCUGGUGGUUCUUCCAAUACGGUAGUCCCAACUUCGCCCACUAGGGACUCUCGCAAGGAGAACAUUCGAGCAGUAUCCACCCCUCCCGGCUCGUCCCAACUGGGCUUCAUUUCUCCUACUACCUCGUCCACCUAA
Molecule: messenger RNA, 1698 nt
Organism: Penicillium bovifimosum
Lineage: Eukaryota; Fungi; Ascomycota; Eurotiomycetes; Eurotiales; Aspergillaceae
Exons: 6
Coding region: 1-1698 (565 amino acids)
Cellular component (GO): ribonucleoprotein complex; cytosol; nucleus
Molecular function (GO): mRNA 3'-UTR binding; poly(U) RNA binding; poly(A) binding
Source: RefSeq, a predicted model, not a curated record